UCUGUCUUGACAACAUCUAUGUGUCAUCCGGUUAUUUGCUGUGUCCUUGUUAGCCAGCUAAACAGGUAGCCGGCUAAUGUGUUACAAAUGUAAUAAUGCAUUGAAGCAGAAAAAGGAAGUAUAAUAAAACUGAUAUUUAUCCUGACUUGUUCGUGACAUUAUGUUACGAGCCGGAACAGCAGUUGCCUGCGUGGCCUGCAGGAGCCUGGCCUCCCCCCGCAUGGGCGUCAGAUUCCGGGUGCCCCUGCAGAAGCUGCACCCCCUGUCCCGGGCGCUGCACCACUGCUACUCCGCCCCCCCGUGCCCCGCCCACCGCACGGCGGCCCGGUACUUCAGCUCCCUGUCCCGGCCCCUCCUCCGGCCCCGCCGGGUCCCCCCCGGGGGGGGCCACAGCUACCAGCAGCAGCGCUCCUUCUGGGUGGCCCGGCUCGCCGCCCGCCUCCUCAAACUGCGCUACAUCCUGCUGGGCUCCGCCGUGGGAGGCGGGUACACGGCCAAAAAGACCUUCGAUGAGUGGAAGGACAUGUUGCCAGAUCUGAGCGAAUACUCCUGGGUGGUGCCGGACUUCGUCUGGGAGCUCAACGAGCAUUUUGACUUGGAGAAGAUCGCGAACGCCCUGCCCGACCUCGAGGAGCUGGCCAAGCUGAUGCCUGACCUGGAGAAGGUCGGCGAGAACUUCGCCUUCCUGAAGACCCUUCUCUCAAACGGUGUGGGUGUGGGUAGUGAAGUCGCAGGAGCUUCUGGUCUGCGUCUGUUGUUAGAAUCGACGGGCGAGCCCACUUUCAAAGCCACCGACAGCCAGGGAUCAGAGAGCAGUGAAAAGCAGUUCAAGAAGGGUCUGCUCGGAGAGCUCAUUCUAAUCCAGCAGCAGAUCCAGCAGCACGAGGAGGCGGCUCUCAGGGCCUCGACCAAUAGCGUCAGGCCUGAGCCCCGCCCAGCCCCGCCCCCCCAGACUCCUCCAGGCCCGCCCCCAAGCCCCAGCGCCCCCCCGACGGCCGAUCCGACCCCCAGCCCCUCGCAGACCAAGCGCAAGACAACAGAUAAAGAGAAGGCGGACCAGCUUCAAGAAGAACUUCUCCGAACUCAGAUGAAGUACCAGCGGAUGCUGGAGCGGCUGGAGAAGGAGAAUAAGGAGCUGAGGAAGGUGGUCCUGCAGAAAGACGACAAAGGCAUCCACCAGAGAAAGGUCAAGAAGUCUCUCAUUGACAUGUACUCCGAGGUCCUGGACAUCCUCUCUGACUAUGACUCAAACUACAAUACCCAGGAUCACCUGCCCAGGGUGGUGGUAGUGGGGGAUCAGAGUUCAGGGAAGACCAGCGUGCUGGAGAUGAUCGCCCAAGCCAGGAUCUUCCCCAGGGGCUCCGGAGAGAUGAUGACCAGAUCACCUGUCAAGGUGACGCUGAGCGAAGGCCCUCACCACGUCGCCAUGUUCAAGGACAGCAGCCGCGAGUUCGACCUGAGCAAGGAGGAGGACCUGGCGGCCCUGCGGCAUGAGAUCGAGCUGCGGAUGCACAAGAGCGUGAAGGAGGGGAAGACGGUCAGCCCCGAGACCAUCUCCCUGAGCGUGAAGGGUCCAGGGAUCCAGAGGAUGGUGCUGGUGGACCUGCCCGGAGUCAUCAGCACUGUGACGACUGGAAUGGCGGCUGACACAAAGGAGGCGAUCUUCAGCAUGAGCAAGGCCUACAUGCAGAACCCCAACGCCAUCAUCCUCUGCAUUCAGGACGGCUCAGUAGACGCAGAGCGCAGCAUCGUCACAGACCUGGUGAGCCAGAUGGACCCCCAGGGCAAGAGGACCAUCUUCGUCCUGACCAAAGUGGACCUGGCGGAGAAGAACCUGGCCAGUCCCGGCAGGAUUCAACAAAUAGUGGAAGGAAAGCUGUUCCCCAUGAAGGCUUUGGGAUACUUUGCUGUGGUGACUGGAAAAGGCAGCAGCAACGAGAGCAUCGACUCCAUCAAAGACUACGAGGAGGACUUCUUCCAGAACUCCAAGCUCCUCAAGAACGGCAUGCUGAAGGCACAUCAGGUGACCACGAAGAACCUGAGCCUGGCGGUGUCCGACUGCUUCUGGAAGAUGGUGCGGGAGUCUGUGGAGCAGCAGGCCGACGCUUUUAAAGCCUCUCGAUUCAACCUGGAGACGGAAUGGAAGAACAACUACCCUCGCCUGCGCGAGCUGGACAGGAAUGAGCUGUUUGAGAAGGCCAAGAACGAGAUCCUGGACGAAGUGAUCAGCUUGAGUCAGGUCACCCCAAAACACUGGGAGGCCAUCCUGCAGAAGAAGCUCUGGGAGCGGGUCUCCACGCACGUCAUCGAGAACAUCUACCUGCCCGCCGCCCAGACCAUGAACUCCGGAACCUUCAACACCACCGUGGACAUCAAGCUCAAACAGUGGACCGACAAGCAGCUGCCCCACAAGGCCCUGGAGGUUGCCUGGGAGACGCUGCAGGAGGAGUUUGCUCGCUUCAUGGCCGAGUACAAGGGCAAGGACCAGGACGACAUCUUUGACAAGCUGAAGGAGGCGGUGAAAGACGAGAGCAUCAAGAGGCACAAGUGGAAUGAGCGAGCGAUGGACAGCCUGAGGGUGAUCCAGCACAACGCCCUGGAGGACCGCAGCAUCACGGAUAAGCCACAGUGGGACGCCGCCAUCCAGUUCAUGGAGGAGACGCUGCAGACACGGCUAAAAGACACGGACUCGGUGAUUGGGGACAUGGUGGGCCCCGACUGGAGGCAGAGGUGGAUGAACUGGACCAACCGCACGCCAGAGCAGCACGUCCGCAACGAAACCAAAAACGAGCUGGAGCGUCUCCUGAAGCUCCACGAGGACCACACGGCGUACCUGGCCAACGACGAGGUCACCACCGUGCGCAAGAACCUGGAGGCGCGGGGCGUGGAGGUGGACCCGGUGCUGAUUAAGGACACCUGGCACCAGCUGUACCGGAGGCACUUCCUGCAGAAGGCCCUGUUCCACUGCAACUUGUGCAGGAGAGGCUUCUACUACUACCAGAGACACUUUGUAGACUCAGAGCUGGAGUGUAAUGAUGUGGUCCUGUUCUGGCGGAUCCAGAGGAUGCUGGGAAUUACCGCCAACACGCUAAGACAGCAGCUCACCAACACCGAAGUGCGGCGUUUGGAGAAAAACGUGAAGGAGGUUCUGGAAGAUUUCGGGGAGGACACGGAGAAGAAGGUCCACCUGAUCACGGGCCGACGGGUACAGCUCGCCGAAGACCUCAAAAAAGUGCGGGAAAUCCAGGAGAAACUUGAAGCCUUCAUAGAAGCUCUUCACAAGGAGAAAUAAUGCAAGCUUUCAGACGCAAAGCGUGGAGUCGCUGAAAAGGCAUCGCUCAGACUCGCCUGGUUCACCUUCGCCCCCCCCGUCCCUCUGUAAACGACUGCUCGUCCACAGCCUCUCACCGCCCCCCGCCCCCCCCCCUAACCACGCCCCCCGCCUCUUCCUCCAUCCGAUCUUAAUGUCGUUUGGAGUUACACUUUGCUGCAGCACUUUGAGGGGGUGGGAAUAAUCGCACCUACCAAUGGGGAGACGCUUACCUUUUUAUGUGCUGCUCUGCUCUGCCAAAAAGUAAAUAAAAUACUGCGAACGCACAGAAGAUGGCCUCACUUAGCACAUCACAGAGUCCCUCAGACGGCCAGCUUCUCCUCGUCUGUGUUAGGGCUCGGUACUCACAGCAGAGUUCCCAAGCUUGCCCACCCCGACCCCCCCC
Messenger RNA from Anguilla anguilla (European eel), 3716 nucleotides. RefSeq names its product OPA1 mitochondrial dynamin like GTPase (gene opa1). Gene Ontology annotation, cellular component: mitochondrial membrane; cytoplasm; microtubule. The record is from RefSeq and is a predicted model, not a curated record. NCBI's taxonomy places the organism in Eukaryota, Metazoa, Chordata, Actinopteri, Anguilliformes, Anguillidae. The coding region runs from base 161 to 3292 and encodes 1043 amino acids. The transcript has 31 exons. Gene Ontology annotation, molecular function: microtubule binding; GTP binding; GTPase activity. Gene Ontology annotation, biological process: mitochondrial fusion.